This is a messenger RNA of Mastomys coucha (southern multimammate mouse), 2512 nucleotides long. Its product is annotated as zinc finger protein 431-like. The coding region runs from base 141 to 1547 and encodes 468 amino acids. NCBI's taxonomy places the organism in Eukaryota, Metazoa, Chordata, Mammalia, Rodentia, Muridae. Gene Ontology annotation, biological process: negative regulation of transcription by RNA polymerase II; regulation of immune system process; regulation of cytokine production. The transcript is spliced from 4 exons. The record is from RefSeq and is a predicted model, not a curated record.
GACAAGGAGAGUUUUUCCGGGUGCCAUGUUGCAGGUUCCCUGUAGCUGGACAGGCUGGAGUGGUUGGUUCGGUGUGAUAUACUCUGAGCCCUACUGCUGGGUGCUGAGAGGCGCGCUCAGGCGAGCUCCGAAGUUGCGACAUGAAUGCAGUGACCUAUGAUGAUGUGCAUGUAAAUUUCACUUGGGAAGAGUGGGCUUUGCUGAAUCCUUCCCAGAAGAGUCUCUACAAAGAGGUGAUGCUGGAGACCUGUGAGAACCUCACUGUUAUAGGCUACAGUUGGGAAGACCAUUAUAUUGAAGAUCAAUUUCAAAGUUCUAGAAGAGAUGGAAGGCAUAAAGGAGGUCAUACUGGAGAGAAACCCUAUGAAUGUAGUCAUUGUGGUACAGCCUUUGCAAGGCAUGGUCAUCUUCAAAGGCAUAAAGGAACACAUACUGGAGAGAAACUUUAUGAAUGUAAUCGAUGUGGUAAAGCCUUUGCAUGGAACUGUCAUCUCCGAAUACAUAAAAGAACACAUAUUGGAGAGAAACCUUAUGAGUGUGAUCAAUGUGGUACAGCCUUUGCAAGUCACUGUCGUCUUCAAAGGCAUAAAAGAACACAUACUGGAGAGAAACCUUAUGAAUGUAAUCAGUGUGGUAAAGCCUUUUCACAACACAGUACUCUACAAGUUCAUAAAAGAAUACAUACUGGAGAGAAACCCUAUGAAUGUAACCAAUGUGGUAAAGCCUAUACACGUCACAGUCAUCUCCAAAGACAUAAAAGAACACAUACUGGAGAGAAACCUUAUGCAUGUAAUCAAUGUGGUAAAGCCUUUGCUUAUCAAAAUAGUCUCCAGUAUCAUAAAAGAACACAUACUGGAGAGAAAUCUUAUGAAUGUAAGCAAUGUGGUAAGGUCUUUGCAUGCCGUAAUCACCUUCAAAUACAUAAAAGAACACAUGCUGGACAGAAACGCUAUGAAUGUAACCAAUGUGGUAAAGCCUUUGCUUUUCACAGUCAUUUCCAAAGACAUAAAAGACAUAUUGGAGAGAAACCUUAUGAAUGUAAUCAUUGUGAUAAAGCUUUUGCAAGUCACAAUAAUCUUCAAAAACAUAUAAGAAUACAUACUGGAGAAAAACCUUAUAAAUGUAAUUUGUGUGAUAAAGCCUAUGCAUAUCACAGUCAUCUCCAAACACAUAAAAGAACACAUACUGGAGAGGAACCCUACAAAUGUAGUCAAUGUGAUAAAGCCUUUUCACAACAAAGUUCUCUACAAGUUCAUGAAAGAAUACAUACUGGAGAGAAACCCUAUGAAUGUAACCAAUGUGGUAAAGCCUUUACAUGUCACAGAUAUCUCCAAAGACAUAAAAGAACACAUACUGGAGAAAAACUCUAUGAAUGUAACCAAUUUGGUAAAAUAUUUGCACAACAUAGUACUCUCCACAGCAUAAAAAAGCACAUAUUUGAGAGAAACUCUAUGAAUAUAAUGUGUGGCAAAACCUUUGCAGGUCAGAGUCAUUUUCAAAGGCAUGAAAGAAUUCAUACUGGAGAGAAACCCCAUGAAUGUAUUUAAUAUGGUGAAGCCUUUGCAUAUUUCUAUAGUCUUCAUCAUCAUGAAAGUAUUCCUACUGGAGAGAAAUUCUACAAAUGUAAGCAGUGUGGUAAAGCCUUUGUGUUAUGGGUCUACUUAGAUCCAACACAAGUCAAACACCAGAUCAAUGCGAAUGACAAAAAUUAAUUGUGAUAAUGCUGCUGUUGAUUAAUCAGGGCCUUAGAAUAUAUUCUGGAGGUGAAAUGCAACCCAUGUUACAAAGCUUUUAAGCUUGAAAAACAUAAACAUCUGUGCCAAGUUACAGCUACAUUUUUCUACCAAUCAGCAUUUAGGGAUAGUAGCUUUUCUUAUGUGAUUGAUCUAUGUCAAUGGAUACAGAAUGCAUGUUUUAUACUCUAAUCAAUCAUAUCCAUUUGUUCUUUUGUAAUUAGGAAGUCAUUAUAUUUGGGGGAACAAAAGAUGUUAACAGAUGCUGUAGUUAGGUACAGUCAUGUUUUAGGGAAUAGAAGCCAUGUUUAGCUUGCUGUGCUAUAGAUAUGUAUAUAUUAUUUGAUUUUCAUUCCUUCUUUAUGUUCAUAUUAGUUACUAUUUGACAAUUCCUCUUUAAGUACUGCCUUCUAAGGUAAUUAUCUCAAGAUGGUAAUGUAACAGCAAUGAUAAUGUAACAACAAAGAUUUCUUAAUUUUUUUCUGUUGUGUGUAUGCAAUGUGAUUAUUGGUUUUUAGGCCAUGAUGGAUAGAUGGAGACCAUCUACUUUCUACUUUGACCAUCUUUAUAUGGUGAUAAAGGUCAGGUUGCCAGCUUUGCAUACUGCAGAAAUUUUCCACUGAGCCAUCUCACUGUGGUUCAAAUAAGAUUAAUUGAAACAUCCCAUCAGUAAAAUAUUGUCUUCUUUUCAAAUUGUAAACAUUGUCAUCUAAGAUUGAAGAAAACAGGAUGAUUUUUAUAAUAAGUCCUAUUUGCAAAUGAAAACGAUAUUACUACUA